This is a messenger RNA of Nicotiana tabacum (common tobacco), 402 nucleotides long. NCBI's taxonomy places the organism in Eukaryota, Viridiplantae, Streptophyta, Magnoliopsida, Solanales, Solanaceae. The record is from RefSeq and is a predicted model, not a curated record.
AUGAGAUCAAAUCCAAAUAGAAGAAACCCAGACUUUUGGUGCAAGUUCCAUAAUGAUCACGGCCAUAGAGCAUCAGACUGCAGAUUAUUACAAGGUGAGGUGGAACAUUUAUUGAAGCAGGGCUAUCUGACGAAAUUGUUCAGCGAGAAAGGCAAACAAGAUUACAUGAAAAAUAAGCAAGAGCCCCCAAAACCUUCGUCUCCAAAGAGAACAGUAAAUGUAAUAAACGGCGGAGAAGAAGUCAACGGCAUAACCUAUACAGCCGUGAGAAAAACAACAAAGUUCAUAAUAACUCACAGGAAACUAACUCGCCAAACUCUGGAAGACGGCAACAUAACCUUUGAUGAUGCAGAUGCCGAUGGAUUAAUGAUUCCUCACAACAAUGCACUGGUAGCUCUGUGA